AAUGUCAGAUGAUGAAGAUUAUAUGUCCGACAAAUUUUUGGAAUUAUCUGAGAAAUGUGUUACGCCAAGUCUAGUUUAUAGACAUACAGAUAAAAGACAAUUCGAAUUAGAAAAAAGAAAAGCUGAGCACGAGGCAAAAAUGAAAGAAAAAAAUAAAUCAAUACACUUAAUAGAGCGUGAAAAACGAGAAGAGGGCAUGUCUAAUGCCAUUACAAGUAAUAAUAAAGGUUUCGCAUUGCUUAUGAAAAUGGGAUAUAAGCCAGGACAAGGUAUAGGAAAAACAGAAUCAGGUAUGAUUGAGCCAAUUGGAAUAGAAUUGAAAGCCGAUCGACAUGGAUUAGGCAAAACAUCUGAAAAAAAAGGAAGCAAACCAAAAAUAAUAGAUACACGGUUAGAUAAUUCGCAUAUGAAAGAUUUCCGAGAAAGAUUGGCAGAAACAAAAUUAGAACAAAUGUUAAAAGUAGAUUUACAUAAAAGUCAAAAAGUUUGCCAACAAUUGGAUAUCAAAGCGAAUAAAGAAGAACCUCUGGAAUCAUGGUUUUGGUUAAAUGAUUCAGAGAAAAAAGAAGAUGAAAAUGAAGAAGAAGAAGACGAAGAGAAAGAAGAAGAAGAAGAAGAAGAACUUACUGUUAAUGAGAAAUUAGAUAUUCUAACAAAAUAUUUACGUGAAAAGUACUUUUAUUGCAUUUGGUGUGGUGUAUUAUUUGAAGAUGAAAAUGAUUUAAGAGAUAAUUGUCCAGGAUGUACGAGAAAUGUUCAUUAGAAAGUACACUAAGAAUAAAUAAUUAAUUCAAUAAUUCAAUAUACUACUUUUAUACAUUA
Molecule: messenger RNA, 822 nt
Organism: Vespula vulgaris
Lineage: Eukaryota; Metazoa; Arthropoda; Insecta; Hymenoptera; Vespidae
Product: G patch domain-containing protein 11
Exons: 2
Coding region: 2-763 (253 amino acids)
Cellular component (GO): kinetochore
Molecular function (GO): nucleic acid binding
Source: RefSeq, a predicted model, not a curated record